GAAUGAUAAAGUCUUCCUGAGGAGCGUGGAAGAGCGCCAGGUAGGACUGACGAAGAUUUUGAAAAUUGAACCCUAACAACGGCUACUUCUCUAGACAUAAUACAUCACUAGUUCACUACCACUGACCAGAGAAUCCACUCUAUCACUCUAAUUCGUCCAAAAUCUCCAUAAUUGUAAAAUUUCAAGCUCUGAUUUCUUCCAUGGCUUUGUCAACGCCCGAUUCAAAUCGCUUCAAACUACCCAUCGCUGGCCCAAGAAUCUCGCGCAGAGUACGAAUUGUUGGAAAAAUCCGAGGAUUUACAGACCAAGAGUCUGAAAUAUCGGGUCGAGAUUUGAAACCGUGGGUCACUGUGUGCCGGCACAAAGAGAGCGAUUCGGAUCCCGAAAAAGUUACAAUCUCAUUCGGAGAUGAAGGGAGUAGUCGCAAAGAUAGAUAUGAAUUAGAUAAUUGCUAUGAACAAGACGAGGAUAAUGCUGUAGUAUUCUCAAGAGAGGUAAAGCCACUGAUAGCAGAAGUUCUCAGCGGUCGAAAUGCAUCCAUUAUUGCAUAUGGGGCAAGAGGCAGUGGAAAAACCCAAACAAUCCAGGGUUCUGUGGACAAUGAAGGUUUGGCAGCAAUGGCAAUAGCUGAGAUCCUUUCGCAAACAAAGGAUGCCCAGAAAGCAGUCCUCGUUUCCUUUUAUGAGGUGUUCCAGGAUCAUGUCUAUGAUCUUUUGGACCCUAAUCAUCCCGAAGUUCAAGUGCUUGAAGAUUCUCAAGGAAAAAUAAAGCUCAAAGGACUUUCUAAGGCCGCUGUGGAUUCCAUUUCACACUUUCAUGAUCUAAGUGCUUGUUUGGCUGCACCAUGCUAUUCAGUACCAAAGACACCAAUCCAAAUACUCAAAAGGAGUCACAAAGGAUUAAUGAUACAUAUAGCAUCUGCUGAUGACAUCCAGGGUAGUAAAUGUCCCAAUGCGAUGAACUUUGUGGAUUUGGCAGGCUAUGAGGAUUCCAGAAGAAGCAGCAAAGAUGGAAUUACGCUUACUGAAAGUGCUAGAAUAAACAAGUCUUUAUAUGGCAUUAUGAACGUGGUGUACGCUCUGAACACAAAUGAAAAGCGUGUUCCUUAUCGAGAAAGCAAACUCACUCGGAUGCUUCAGGAAUCUCUUGGUGGCUCCAAUCAUGUUUUGCUGCUAACCUGCUUGAAUCCAAUUCUUUGCCAAGAUACUCUUUAUGUAGCAAGUUUGGCUUCACGAUCAUGUCAAAGUGCUGGCCAGAUAUUGACAAGCUCUACAAUGAAAAGUAAAAAGCACACCAAUCAGCAAGCACGACUAGUGGGUACCCCGUUGUCUGGGAAAAAGAACAACUCUGCCUCCAAUUUGAUAGGAAGGAAACUAUUCAGUGACAGAAAAACUAUCAUCUCUAAGCAGGUACCAGUGCAUUGCUUUUUGGUUCUUAUUCCAAUAUAAUUGGUUGCAUUAACUGUUAAAAAGAAUAGUUUACUUACAAGUCCGCUACUUUAAUUGUCAACUCGUCAGGUUUGUACCUCUAUGUUUUAGGGUGUGACAUUUUGAGUUUCUUCACUCCACAAAUUCUCUCUUUUGCUUUUGGAAUGUUGCUUUUAAAUUUUUGGCUGGGUUCGUUGGUUUAAUAUAACGAUGGAAAUUACCUAGUCUAGUUGAAAUCAAUCGGUAAUGUCUACAACAUUUUUUGUUG
Nicotiana tabacum (common tobacco) is the source of this 1695-nucleotide messenger RNA. NCBI's taxonomy places the organism in Eukaryota, Viridiplantae, Streptophyta, Magnoliopsida, Solanales, Solanaceae. The record is from RefSeq and is a predicted model, not a curated record.